Babesia ovata is the source of this 543-nucleotide messenger RNA. RefSeq names its product RNA polymerase II mediator complex MED7. The transcript is spliced from 5 exons. NCBI's taxonomy places the organism in Eukaryota, Apicomplexa, Aconoidasida, Piroplasmida, Babesiidae. Gene Ontology annotation, cellular component: mediator complex. Gene Ontology annotation, biological process: regulation of transcription by RNA polymerase II. The record is from RefSeq and is a predicted model, not a curated record. The coding region runs from base 1 to 543 and encodes 180 amino acids. Gene Ontology annotation, molecular function: transcription coregulator activity.
AUGGAGGAUUUUGCUUCUGGAUUUCCUCCGCCUCCGUUCUUCUACAAGAACUACUCCUUUAGAGAUGGGGACCCGUUGCAUACGGCCUCGGGUGCUCACUUUACGCCCUCGGCACCGCCUCUUACGCCAUCACAGCCGAAUAUCGGCGAUGGGCUGAGCAAUGAGCUCAUCUCAGGCCCGGUCCACCCCGCGGCUCCUUCCGAUAUUUGGUACGCUUUCGGAAAUCAAGAAGGGCUGUCAUUAAACACGGUGGAGUUGGAUUCCGAGACUCUGAUUCGUGUGUCUGUUGAGGACACGGAUGUCCGGGUUCAUCUGAAGGCAUUAUACAAGGAUUUUAUGGACUCGCUGCUAUCUUAUUUGGACCGUAUUAAGAAUAUGGACAGCGACUCUAUUUCAGAAAUCAAGCGUUUUAUGAAGCUCUACAGCAACAUCCAACAUACGCUGUCGUCUUUCUCGCAGCGAAAGGCGGAAGACGAUGUCGUGCGAAUGCUCAGAGAUCAACUGCAGCGUCGAAGGCACUACAUAGAUUGCCUAAAAGUGUAA